AUGUCAAACUUUGUUCAAGAUUUUGAAGACGAAGACGACCAAUUCCAAAGUAGCACAGUUGUCACACAAUCGUCCGUUGCCAGUCCCAAUCCUACUGAAACUGCUGCUGAUGGAUCCAGCUCCCGUUCUUUCAAUACAUCAAAAAAGAAACGAAAUCUACCGGGGAAUCCAGACCCUAAUGCAGAAGUUGUGGCAUUGUCACCAAGGACUCUCAUGGCCACUAAUAGGUAUAUUUGUGAAGUUUGCCAUAAAGGGUUCCAGAGGGACCAGAAUUUGCAGCUCCACAGGAGAGGUCACAACCUGCCAUGGAAGCUGAAGCAGAGACCAAACACGCAGAUCAAGAAACGGGUGUACGUAUGCCCUGAGCCCAACUGCGUGCAUCACGAUCCAAGCAGGGCGCUGGGCGACUUGACAGGAAUCAAGAAGCACUACUGCAGAAAGCACGGAGAGAAGAAGUGGAAGUGCGACAAGUGCUCAAAGCGUUAUGCUGUGCAGUCCGACUGGAAGGCGCAUACUAAGAUCUGUGGAACACGUGAAUAUCGUUGUGAUUGUGGCACCGUUUUCUCACGGAAGGACAGUUUCGUUACUCACAGAGCUUUCUGCGAUGCGUUAAGCGAAGAGAACUACAAAACGAACCAGAGUAUUGCAGCCAGUGGAGGAAUGAUGCAGAACCAAGCACAAGAUUUGUUUUCUAAUACGUGCACAAACACAGGCACAAACAUCCUCAUGAAUCCGUCGGCUUGCAUCCCUCAAGAUCAUUCGCUUAAGCCCUUGUCAUUGAACUCACAUGGGAUCAUGAUCCCUGGCAGUUUGGAUCCUUUUCAAAAUGCAAGAACUCUGAGUGUUAAUUCUAAGACCAUGAAUGCAGGACUAAAUAACUCCAAUCUAGCACUUAGCUCUGCUUAUACGUCGGCAACUGCAUUGUUGCAGAAAGCUGCAGAAAUGGGCUCAAAGAUGAGCGACACUUCUAUUAGUCCAAUUCUCCUAAGAGGAUUUGCAGGUUAUUCCAUGAACACUUCAGAGUCGUUUCAUGAUGGUUCUUCUAACGGAGACGAAAUGUAUACCGCUGCCAACGUUGUAUAUGCAGCAGGAAAUUUAGAAUCGAGUGAUAAAGCAAGUGGGAGAGGAGAGCAGACGACUAGUUUUGACAUUCAGCAUACGAGAUUAUACGAUCUUUCAGCAUUUAUGCAUUCAUCAGCUCAAAACUCAAAUGGAAUAUCUCAAAGACAAGUAACAGUGGGGGACGACCAGAAAAUGACUGUUGAUUUCUUAGGAGUGGAGCCUCCUGGAGCUGCUCAUUCAAGUUUUUCCAAGAAAAGAAGAUAUGAAGAUGAGAUAACUGAAUUAGGAUCGAUAAGGUCCAAUCUGCACGAUCUGCAUUCCGGAUGGUAAAUCUAGCCACUCAGGAUUUUGUGAACUCGCUUAGUUUAUUAAUUUUAUUUCACAAGUCUUUAUAAGUUACAAGAGGAAAUCUAACAAUUUUCAAUUUUUCCCAAGUAAAU
Messenger RNA from Sesamum indicum (sesame), 1502 nucleotides. Its product is annotated as protein indeterminate-domain 7-like. The record is from RefSeq and is a predicted model, not a curated record. Gene Ontology annotation, cellular component: nucleus. Lineage: Eukaryota; Viridiplantae; Streptophyta; Magnoliopsida; Lamiales; Pedaliaceae. Gene Ontology annotation, molecular function: DNA-binding transcription factor activity.